This is a messenger RNA of Nycticebus coucang (slow loris), 2462 nucleotides long. It is a transcript of the gene MAPKAP1, whose product is annotated as MAPK associated protein 1. Gene Ontology annotation, cellular component: cytoplasm; TORC2 complex; plasma membrane. The record is from RefSeq and is a predicted model, not a curated record. Gene Ontology annotation, biological process: TORC2 signaling. NCBI's taxonomy places the organism in Eukaryota, Metazoa, Chordata, Mammalia, Primates, Lorisidae. Gene Ontology annotation, molecular function: phosphatidylinositol-4,5-bisphosphate binding.
GAGCGCCGGGGUGUGGUUCCGGGUCGUAGCGCAGCUCGGGGCGACUGGGCUGCUGCUCGGCGGGCCGGCGGCGGCGGCGGGCAGCGGGGGCAUGAGGGCGAACCAGGGAAGCGGCAGCUGAGCGGGCCGGGAGAAGCGCCGGCGCCCGUGAAUCCCGGGAGUGCAGAGCUCGGGUCAGGGGCCGGGAGGCGUGGGCGACCCGGGCCCUCCCCUCAGAGUCCUCAACGUGUCCCGGGGCCGACCCGGCCCGUAGUGUGGAAACAGCUUCAGGUAGGUGAGCUCGUGAAACAAUAUGAAGAGGAGAAAAUAGCCUUUUAAGGAAAUUGGCCCACAGAAAGGAUGGCCUUCUUGGACAAUCCAACUAUCAUUCUAGCUCAUAUUCGACAGUCACAUGUGACCAGUGAUGACACGGGAAUGUGUGAGAUGGUUCUCAUUGAUCAUGAUGUUGACCUAGAGAAGAUUCAUCCUCCUUCAAUGCCUGCAGACAGUGGGUCAGAAAUUCAGGGAAGCAAUGGUGAGACUCAGGGCUAUGUCUAUGCCCAGUCAGUCGAUAUUACCUCAAGUUGGGACUUUGGUAUUAGAAGACGCUCAAACACAGCUCAAAGAUUAGAGCGACUCCGAAAAGAGAGACAAAACCAGAUCAAAUGCAAAAAUAUUCAGUGGAAAGAAAGAAAUUCUAAGCAAUCAGCCCAGGAGUUAAAGUCACUGUUUGAAAAAAAAUCUCUCAAAGAGAAGCCUCCAAGUUCUGGAAAGCAGUCAAUAUUAUCCGUACGCCUGGAGCAGUGCCCUCUGCAGUUGAAUAACCCCUUUAAUGAGUAUUCCAAAUUUGAUGGCAAGCAUUGUUCCAGUCUAUGUCUGAUAAUUAUGAACAAAUGUUUUCUACAAUCAUUGGCAUUAAAUAGCUCUCUUCAAAGAAAGUCACUUAAAAUGAGGAAAAGCAUGGAGCCACUGAGAAAUCUUACAAACUCAGAAAAGGGUCAUGUAGGUACAACAGCAACCAAGAAGAUUGAUGUCUACCUCCCCCUGCACUCAAGCCAGGACAGACUGCUGCCAAUGACCGUGGUGACAAUGGCCAGCGCCAGGGUGCAGGACCUGAUUGGGCUCAUCUGUUGGCAGUAUACAAGUGAAGGACGGGAGCCGAAGCUCAAUGACAAUGUCAGUGCCUACUGUCUGCAUAUUGCUGAAGAUGAUGGAGAGGUAGACACAGAUUUCCCUCCUCUGGAUUCCAACGAGCCCAUUCAUAAGUUUGGCUUCAGUACUUUGGCCCUGGUUGAAAAGUAUUCAUCUCCUGGUCUGACAUCCAAAGAGUCACUCUUUGUUCGAAUAAAUGCUGCUCAUGGAUUCUCCCUUAUUCAGGUGGACAACACAAAGGUCACAAUGAAAGACAUCUUGCUAAAGGCAGUGAAGCGAAGAAAAGGAUCUCAGAAAAUUUCAGGCCCUCAGUACCGCCUGGAGAAGCAGAGUGAGCCCAAUGUUGCCGUUGACCUGGAGAGCACUUUGGAGAGCCAGAGCGCGUGGGAGUUCUGCCUGGUCCGCGAGAACAGUUCAAGGGCAGACGGGAUUCUUGAGGAGGAUUCUCAAAUUGACAUAGCCACAGUACAGGAUAUGCUUAGCAGCCACCAUUACAAGUCAUUCAAAGUCAGCAUGAUCCAUAGACUGAGAUUCACAACCGACGUACAGUUAGGUAUCUCUGGAGACAAAGUCGAGAUAGACCCUGUUACAAAUCAGAAAGCCAGCACUAAGUUUUGGAUUAAGCAGAAACCCAUCUCAAUCGAUUCUGACCUGCUCUGUGCCUGUGACCUUGCUGAAGAAAAAAGCCCCAGUCACGCAAUAUUUAAACUCACGUAUCUAAGCAAUCACGACUAUAAACACCUCUAUUUUGAAUCGGAUGCUGCUACUGUCAAUGAAAUCGUGCUCAAGGUUAACUAUAUCCUGGAAUCACGAGCAAGCACUGCCCGGGCUGAAUAUUUUGCUCAAAAACAAAGAAAACUGAACAGACGUACAAGCUUCAGCUUCCAGAAGGAGAAGAAAUCCGGGCAGCAAUGACAUUGGCCUCCAGCCUCAGUCUGUGCCGUAGCUCAGAGCCUGCUGCCAGGACCAGGGGCCUGAGAGUCCACCCUGUGUCCUGCAGUCCUUGGGGGGAGGCCAGCCCCUGGCUCAUGGGCACCAGGCUUCUGGGCUCUUGGGGAAGGUGCAGGGUGCACCCUAGGAGGGAGCGCUAGAGACCUUGCCAGGAGAUGGAAGCCUGCUUGGCAAUGGCUUUGAUUAGCAAUGCUCGGGGGCCAGACCACCCCUAGAGGAGCCAUGUGCUGCCCAGCCAUCUUCACUGCCUAACGCCCUGCCGAGGAUGUACAUAGCCAUGCCCAGACAUUUCCUUGCAACUUGAUCAAAUUUCUUAAAGCAAACAAAGAACAAAAAUGUGCAUUUCUGUUUUUCCUUUUAAUAAACAGGUGUACUCUUUA